GUACAUGAAGUGAGAAAAGGCACUGGAUGUCGCAGUUGAAAAAAAAGUUUGAUUUCAUAACCAACUGACUCGCUUUCACAGGAUACAAAGAUGGCGCAAGCAUUAAAAGAAAGAUUUGACAAGUUCCUUCACGAAAAAAACCUCGUUACAGAUGUGUUGGCAAAGAUAGAGGCAAGAACAGGAGUGAACAGAACAUAUAUUGCCCUCGCUGUCAUCUUAUUUAUUGCCAUUUACCUCGUGAUUGGAUACGGUGCAUCUCUUCUCUGUAACCUUAUUGGAUUCGUCUAUCCUGCCUAUGUGUCGAUUAAAGCCAUUGAAAGUGCAACCAAAGAUGAUGACACAAAAUGGCUGACCUACUGGGUGGUGUAUGGAGUCUUCAGUGUGGCAGAGUUUUUUGCAGACAUCUUCCUGUCGUGGUUCCCUUUCUACUACAUGGGAAAGUGUGCUUUCUUGGUGUGGUGCAUGGCUCCAACUCCCUCAAAUGGAUCUAUCUUGAUCUAUACACGGAUCAUCCGCCCGGUCUUCUUGAAGAAUGAGGCUAAGAUUGACAAUGUGAUGAAAGACAUCAAAGAUAAGGCAUCUGAAGCUGCAGACAAGUUCAAGGAUGAGGCCAAGAAAGCCACAGCAAACCUAAUAUUUGAAGAGAAGAAGAGUUCGUAAGAUACUGCGAGAUGCAAGUCCAUUUCAGCACUCACAUAUCCCUGAAGACUAUCAUGUGCUUGAGUACAUGUUGCCAUGGUAUCCUUUAUUUAAAAUUAAUUUUAUAAAUAACUGGAAUAUUGCCUUUGUUUUUGCCCAUUUUCUGUCUGUAAUAGUAGUGAUAGACAGUGUUGUACCAUAUUUAGUAGAGUCCAGGCACCCAUUGAUUGAAGCUGGGCUAGCAAAUUUCAAAGGCCAUACCUAGUACUAAAAAGAGCCCGUGGCAUUCACUCUGCUAUGCUUUCAGUCUACCAAUAAAAAAAAAGUC
Molecule: messenger RNA, 967 nt
Organism: Chanos chanos (milkfish)
Lineage: Eukaryota; Metazoa; Chordata; Actinopteri; Gonorynchiformes; Chanidae
Gene: reep5
Product: receptor accessory protein 5
Exons: 5
Coding region: 91-660 (189 amino acids)
Source: RefSeq, a predicted model, not a curated record